AUGACAAAAUUAAAAUCAGAUAUAGAUCCGAAAUUGUCGGAUACUAUGAUACAACAAUUAGAACGCAGACAUAUUAGCACUAUUACUCAAUUUAUAGAUGAGGAUCCUGAAAAAUUAGCGAUCUUUACGGGACUGUUGCUGAAGGAUGUAUUGGAUGUUAAAAGAACAAUUUUGCAGAAAUAUGGAGGUUUUAUAAGAAAUGCCUGUGAUUUGCUUGAAAUAGAAUUGAACAAUAUAAUUCCAACUAAUUUAUUAAGUUUAGAUAAUUUAUUGAAAGGUGGAUUGUACCCAGGCCAAAUAUAUGAAGUAUGUGGUAUAUCAUCAAGUGGUAAAACACAGUUAUGUUUAACAAUCGCAAGUAAUAUUGCUCUUCGGUCUAAUAGUCUUGUACGAUAUAUUGAUACAAAAAAAGAUUUUUGUGGUUCAAGGAUAGAAGAAAUUUUAUUAAGAAAAAAUUGCAGUAAACAGGUUAUAGAUGAAGCUCUGGAUCACAUCAGAGUAUGUACUAUAAAAAACUUGCAUCAAUUAUUGAAGGUUUUACGUUGGUUAACAAUUGCCUUAAAAGGUGAAACAGAACAAUGUCGUACAAGAAUUAUAAUCAUUGAUUCAUUGCCAGCGAUAAUUUUCAUGUUGUCUAAUGAUCACAAACUAACAAUUCAACUAAAUCAUCUAGCAAAUAUGUGUCAUUUUAUUGCCAAUGAAUUUCAUUUAUCAAUUAUCACAGUCAAUUUGGUUACUCAAUGGAGUUUUUCUGGUGAAACAAAAGCAGCUAGCACAAGUACAAGUGAAAAUCAUAUUGGAGUAGUCUCAACAUUGGGAAGAUAUUGGGAAGGUGUUCCUAAUACAAGAUUACUAAUAAAAAAAUUAGAACAUGGAAAUAGGAAGAUUUCCGUAUUGAAAAGCUUUCAAUUAGAAACAAAUAUUACACGCACUUUCAGUAUAAGUAGUGGUGGUGUAUCAUGUUCUUAAUGUUGUGUAAUUAUAUGUUUACUGUUAUCUGAUUUUCCAAACAUCUCUUACGUAAUUAGUAACCGACGAUAUGAAUAUGUUUAUAAAAGUGUACGCAGUUUACACACUAAUAUAGAUAAGUUUAUGCAAUAAAAAUAGAUUUAAGUUUGAA
Dufourea novaeangliae is the source of this 1120-nucleotide messenger RNA. It is a transcript of the gene Rad51D, whose product is annotated as DNA repair protein RAD51 homolog 4. The coding region runs from base 1 to 969 and encodes 322 amino acids. Gene Ontology annotation, cellular component: Rad51B-Rad51C-Rad51D-XRCC2 complex; replication fork; centrosome. The transcript has 4 exons. Gene Ontology annotation, molecular function: ATP-dependent DNA damage sensor activity; four-way junction DNA binding; ATP binding. Gene Ontology annotation, biological process: telomere maintenance; double-strand break repair via homologous recombination; reciprocal meiotic recombination. The record is from RefSeq and is a predicted model, not a curated record. Lineage: Eukaryota; Metazoa; Arthropoda; Insecta; Hymenoptera; Halictidae.